Molecule: messenger RNA, 393 nt
Organism: Naegleria gruberi
Lineage: Eukaryota; Heterolobosea; Eutetramitea; Acrasida; Naegleriidae
Exons: 1
Coding region: 1-393 (130 amino acids)
Source: RefSeq, a predicted model, not a curated record
AUGUGCACUGCUGUUACUUCUUCCUUAAUCACCCAUAAAUUUACCCACCCAUCAUUCAUACAUGGAGUAUUACAUAGUCCUCUGAAGAGUAGAAACAGUUCCAAGUUGGCUGCAACCACAAGACACAACACAAUUCAACAACCACAGAAACGAACAUUUUUCUUUAAAAAGAAGGCAGACAAUUUGCCAGUGGAAACAACAAACUCCCAAUGGGGAAAGGAAAGGAGAAAGCCUAAACUAGUUGAUGAUGGAAGCUUUAGAGCUCUCUUUUUGAUUGCUUGCAAUAAUUUGAGAAAUAUUAAGAAAAUUUUAACUCCAUUUGAAAUUGCCGUUAUUGGAAUGGGUAUUUUCUCAACCGUGACAGUUGUUUAUAGAUAUCUCAAGAUUGUGUAA